AUGCUAUGAGACAUUCAAAAUGACUCAAGGAUGUGAAUCUAUCUUUAUAAAUCCUUUCCUCCUCAUUUACAAAUACAGCUGUGUUGAUCAACAGGUGACCUGCUCAGAUUCAGAUUCUAAUGACGAGUGUCAGGCUGCUCUGUGUGAGUGUGACCGAGCAGCGGCUCACUGCUUCAGCAAUAAAACCUACAACCCUCAAAACGAACACCUGUAUUCAAGUUCCCGCUGUGAAAAAACAGCCUUGCAUUAAAGGAGAGACUGAUGAAGUGAUUGUUGGAUUUCAUUAAAAGCUGAUAAAGCCAGAGUUUGUUUGGAGAGCUUUUGUCACAAUGAUCACCCAAACAAUAUUUCUAAUGGGUUUUUAGUUUUAAUCCUUCAAUUAAACUUG
Austrofundulus limnaeus is the source of this 388-nucleotide messenger RNA. Its product is annotated as phospholipase A2. Gene Ontology annotation, molecular function: calcium ion binding; phospholipid binding. The record is from RefSeq and is a predicted model, not a curated record. Gene Ontology annotation, biological process: phospholipid metabolic process; lipid catabolic process; arachidonate secretion. NCBI's taxonomy places the organism in Eukaryota, Metazoa, Chordata, Actinopteri, Cyprinodontiformes, Rivulidae.